Messenger RNA from Torulaspora delbrueckii, 264 nucleotides. RefSeq names its product protein transporter TIM8 (gene TIM8). The transcript has a single exon. The record is from RefSeq and is a predicted model, not a curated record. Bases 1 to 264 code for a protein of 87 amino acids. NCBI's taxonomy places the organism in Eukaryota, Fungi, Ascomycota, Saccharomycetes, Saccharomycetales, Saccharomycetaceae.
AUGUCUUCUUUCUCUCCUGCUGACCUGGGCAAUCUAGAUGACAACUCCAAGAAGGAAAUUGCAACCUUUUUGGAGGCCGAAAACUCGAAGCAAAAAGUGCAACUGUCGAUCCAUCAGUUCACCAAUACCUGUUUCAAGCAGUGUGUUCCAUCCAUCAAUAAUGCUGAUCUCAGCUCACAAGAAGAGCAGUGUCUCACUAACUGUGUCAACCGGUUUCUUGAUACCAAUAUCAGAAUCGUCAAGGGCCUGCAAAGUAUUCAGUGA